AGAAAAUACUUGAUAUCUGAAUCAUGCACUUUUGUUGUAUGCUCAGUUGUAUUUCCAGGUUACAUGGAUGAACAACUUGCAAAAAAAUCAGAGUCCAAAGCCCAGAUUCUAAAAAGUGGAGGCCCUACAAGGUCUCAGAAUAGCCAGGAAGAAAACAAGGAAGCACCAAAGAAUGAAGUCAUAUUUAGAGAUUCUGAUAAAUCCUUCACAUCAACACACAAAAAGGAACCAAAAAAAAAAGCAAUAGGCACUAAUUUAGAGAAACACAAGAUAAGAAUGGAGAUCAAGGUAGAGAGAGACACUGGAAUACAAAAAAGACAGGAAGCCCAAGUAAAGAAGAGUGAGGUGGGUGUAUCAAAAGUACAGGAAGCCCAAUCAAAGAAGAGUGAACUGGGUGUACCAAAAAGACAGGAAGCCCAAGAAAAGAAGAGUGAGAAGAGUGUACCGCAAGGACAAGAAGCCCAAGAAAAGGAGAGUGAGGUGAGUGUACCACAAGGACAGGAAGCCCAAGAAAAGGAGAGUGAGGCGAGUGUACCACAAGGACAAGAAGCCCAAGAAAAGGAGAGUGAGGUGAGUGUACCACAAGGACAGGAAGCCCAAGAAAAGGAGAGUGAGGCGAGUGUACCACAAGGACAGGAAGCCCAAGAAAAGGAGAGUGAGGUGAGUGUACCACAAGGACAAGAAGCCCAAGAAAAGGAGAGUGAGGUGAGUGUACCACAAGGACAGGAAGCCCAAGAAAAGGAGAGUGAGGCGAGUGUAACACAAGGACAGGAAGCCCCCAAAAAAGCAGGUGUACCAAAAAGACAGAAAAGCCAAGGAAAGAAGAAUGAGAUGAGUGUACCACAAGGCCAGGAAGCCCAAGAAAAAGAGAGUGAGGCGAGUGUAACACAAGGACAGGAAACCCAAGAAAAGAAGACUAAGGUGGGUAUACCAGAAAGACAGGCAUCCCCCAAAAAAGCGGGUGUACCAAAAAGACAGAAAACCCAAGAAAAGAAGAGUGAGACGAGUGUACAACAAGGAAAGGAAGCCCAAGAAAAGGAGAGUGACGCGAGUGUACCAGAAAGACAGGCAUCCCCAAAAAAGGCGGGUGUACCAAAAAAACAGAAAACCCAAGGAAAGAAGAGUGAGACGAGUGUACAACAAGGAAAGGAAGCCCAAGAAAAGGAGAGUGAGGCGAGUGUACAAGAAGGACAAGAAGCCCAAGAAAAGGAGAGGGAGGGGAGUGUACCAGAAAGACAGGCAUCCCCCAAAAAGGCAGGUGUACCAAAAAGACAGAAAACCCAAGGAAAGAAGAGUGAGAUGAGUGUACCACAAGGACAGGAAGCCCAAGGAAAGGAGAGUGAGGCAAAUGUACAAGGACAGGAAGCCCAAGGAAAGGAGAAUGAGGCAAAUGUACAACAAGGAGAGGAAGCUUAA
This is a messenger RNA of Lemur catta (Ring-tailed lemur), 1416 nucleotides long. RefSeq names its product testis expressed basic protein 1 (gene TSBP1). The transcript is spliced from 2 exons. Bases 64 to 1416 code for a protein of 450 amino acids. The record is from RefSeq and is a predicted model, not a curated record. NCBI's taxonomy places the organism in Eukaryota, Metazoa, Chordata, Mammalia, Primates, Lemuridae.